Molecule: messenger RNA, 1623 nt
Organism: Melampsora larici-populina 98AG31
Lineage: Eukaryota; Fungi; Basidiomycota; Pucciniomycetes; Pucciniales; Melampsoraceae
Exons: 7
Coding region: 1-1623 (540 amino acids)
Source: RefSeq, a predicted model, not a curated record
AUGGCUCCGCACCUUUCCGAUCCACCUUACCGGCCAUCGAUUAGAACCACAACUCAGCCCUUCACCGUUACGAAUGCCCUUCCGCGAGGUUUUGCAACCCUUUCUGGACUUCAUCGCACCACACAUCAGUCGUUUCGAUCAGAUUACUCCAAAGCAUUCACCUUCAAGCCUACCCUUGACCCCUUUCACUCUGAUUACUCUCGAUCCAUCAUGCAAAACUUCUCACAAGCUCAAAUCAACUUAGAUGACACCCCCAUUGGGCAGCGUCCUUACCCUAGCACUCGACGCGCAUUGGCUGCCGCUGCAGUUGAUCAUGUCUCAGAGACCACUGCCUCUGUUGGUGAUUGCAGCUCUUCGCUACCCCUUGCCGAUGUCAUAUUUGGUCCACCUGUGGCCCGAGACCCCAGCCCAGCGGCCAGUUCCGACAUUGAGAUUGUCUCAUUGAAUUUACCACCUCGUGUCCCUCUGUCCGACAAAAAACCUGGAAGUCACAUUCUAACAUUCAAGACUUUUGUCUGUGGUUUAGUUUUGCAACCAUCAGGAGCUCGUGUGACUACUCCUCAACCGCUCAGCGUGGCAUACACUAUGUGUUUGCUCAAAGGGACGGAUAUCACCAAGGGACCCGCUAAGAAGAAUGCGAAGCCAGUCUAUUCCACAAUUCCCAUCCCCGCCACCAAAAAACCUUUCGACCUAAACGAAACCUCUUUGGCUGAGAUUGAUAACGACCAAAGCAAAGGUAACACAGCUAUUCUCCAAACCGCCGAUGCCAUGAAACAAGUCAAGAUCUAUGCGUUUAUUACUGCCCACGACACCUGGGCCAAAAACCAAGAACGUACCAUCACCGAAGAUAUCCAUGUCUCCUCUUUCUUUCAAUCGGUCCUUGGAGCUCUCGGAAAGCACGCCGGUUUCGUCAUUGUGAUGGACAACCCAGCACGAUGUGCUCAAGAGGCAAUUGAUGCUAACUUUGCCCGGUUCUUUUUGGUGCAGGAACUCACAAAGAAUCAAGCCCGACUCAGAGCACAGAACACCCUCAAUAAUGUUGUUACCACUGCCUCGGAUCUUGCUCAUGCAACUCCUGUUGAUCCUCAUUCGCGAUGGCUCACUGCGUUACAAGAUCAUCAUGGUUCAUUGAAGAAUAACAAGGCUGAAGGAUGGCGAAUUUUUAAUCCGAAGGACUUGACCUUGAAAAUGGAACUAACCUUCCAUCACUUGAUCCUGUGGGCUCGCGAAUUGGUCAAGGGUACCAGAGAUGUUACUAUUGAUGACCCGCCUAUGGAAUUGGAAGAGUUCUUCUGGAUUGAUGUCAAGCCGGUCAAGCGCCCUUCCCUCGCAACCCCUACUUCGGUGGCUAAGAAGAUUAAGAUCGAUUACAACAAGAUCGACGAUUAUGUUCAGAUCUUCUUCAAGCAUUCGAUUACCAGCUUCCAUCGAUUUCUAUUUCCUUCUGUUUUGAGCGCAAAGACCAUCGCUAGUUGGGGUAUUCCAUACGGAGUUGUGAUGGAGUUAAUGACUCGACCUCGCGAGUACUACACUUUCCAAGUCAACAAGUUAGAAGAACUCAUGAAUCUCCGAGCCAUGAGAGCUGCCUCUGCUGAAGCCCAUGGAGACAACAUCGACAAUUGA